UCCAGCUAGCGACCGAUGCUAUCGAAAUCUCUAAUAUAUCGUAAUUUAUGUUCUUUCCCCUUUAAUUAAAUGAGUAAUUGCCGUGUGUCGUACCGUCAGUAUGUACAGUGGACUCCUGCCGAAGGGUUUAACAGAAGAAGACCUCAGUCCAGAUGACGAGGAGCAGACAGAGGGUGAAAACUGUGAGAGCUCUGCUGAAAAGCGGAGCUCUGUCGGGGGAAAUACUGGCUGCAUGGUGGAGGAACAAUCCUCUCACACUGUCACUGAUGCAGACUGUGAAUCUGCGACAUGCAGCCUGCCUGGUAUAUCCCAGGAAAUGUGGCAAAAAUUCCAAGAUCUGCGGAAGAAGAAAGAAGAGAUGAAGCCAACAGAGGUCCCAAGAAGAAGAAGAAGAAGAAGAAAACACAAGAAAGGUGUCAGUGCUAAUUCAGCAGGGUUCACCACAGCAGGACCAGACAGUGAGGAACCUGCAGAGACAAGAGAGCUUCAGGAGGAGCAGGAGAAGCCCUGGGAUGGGCUUAAGCAGUAUUUUGGUGUAAAUGAUCGAUUUCAUCCCCCCGCAUGUUCCAAACCCCCUCCGAAGUCCGGCCUAGAAAAGAGCAUAGAGGGGGCCAUAGCUGAAGGGGACAUUGCAAAGGCGGAGGAGAUGAGCGACAGACUCGCCACUCGAGAGCUGGCUGUGAAAAUCGCUCAAGCCGCUGAUUGCCGAGACUUUGUGCAACGCAAACAGGAAGAGGAAGCUUUGAGGGCAGCGCAGAAAAGGAAGAGGCAAAUACCCUGGGGGUUUGAGGCGAAAAAACGAUGGGAAACCAAAAGCAACAUGGGCUUCAUGUGACAAAAA
Messenger RNA from Scomber japonicus (chub mackerel), 841 nucleotides. It is a transcript of the gene fam204a, whose product is annotated as family with sequence similarity 204 member A. The record is from RefSeq and is a predicted model, not a curated record. NCBI's taxonomy places the organism in Eukaryota, Metazoa, Chordata, Actinopteri, Scombriformes, Scombridae. The coding region runs from base 101 to 835 and encodes 244 amino acids. The transcript is spliced from 7 exons.